UUUAAAAAACAAAUGUGCGAGACUAGGGAAUGAGUGGGAGGCAUAUAUUAUACUCGUAUGUGUUUAAAACGAAAAAAUGAAAGAGAUGAUGGCAAACCCUAGGAGGAAUUCAUAUUCAAUUUCAUGCGGGAACAACGAAAGCUCAUCGUCGUCGUCGGAGAACAACCAGCAGCGGCCAUUUGAGGCACAAACCCUAACAGCGGUGAAAUUGUUUUUGAAGAAGCCCCAUGCCUUCCCUUUUCUCCUUUCGUUAUUCCUCCUCCUCACCUGGCUCUUCCUCAGAUUCCAACAACUGUCUCCACAUUUCUCCACCUCCUCCCCUCCACACCUAGAAAGAGAAGACAUUGAUGGCGAUCAGAAGGCCAACCUCGUCAGAUUCGCCUCUGCCUAUCCUUCACGCAUCACCAAAGACAAGCGCGGAUGGUUGCUGAAUCCCCUCUCCGUUGCCUUUCAUGCUGGCAUUUCAGGAGUUUGUUUUCUUGUAGGGGGUGCACUGACUUGUGUUUCGAUUCAUGUUGGCGAGAUCCAACCUGGUGGUGUGAGAGGAAACCAUAGGCACUACACCUGCAAUGAGACAUUUCUCAUAUGGGGGGCUAAAACGAUAUUCAGGUUGGAGAAUAAUGCGGUCCAUAAAGGUUAUGCUGAGGUAACAGUUGGUGCAGAUGAGGUUGCUGUUGCAGCCAGCCCAAGUGGGACGGCACAUGCUUUAGUAAAUGUGGAUCCUGUACGGAGUACAUUCUUCAUAGGGUGCCAAGACAGUAUAAUCAAUUAUAAUAGCUCGACUUCUGAUUUUAAUAUUUGGAAAGAUCUUUAACUGUUCCUUGUGCAUCUUUGCAUCCCCCCUUCUAUCAUUUGGUAAAUUGGAAUCGUACAUUUAAUCUUAAUUUUUUUGUUUAGUGUGAAAUUCAUACUACUAGGACUUUGAAAGAUGAAGUUUAUGUGCAUAAGCCGCAGUUGCUGUCCUGUUGCUUGGUUUGUUUGUAACCCAUUCUUCCAUGUUAUAUAAAUUGUUCAAGUCACCA
Molecule: messenger RNA, 1022 nt
Organism: Cornus florida
Lineage: Eukaryota; Viridiplantae; Streptophyta; Magnoliopsida; Cornales; Cornaceae
Exons: 3
Coding region: 77-814 (245 amino acids)
Cellular component (GO): trans-Golgi network; endosome
Source: RefSeq, a predicted model, not a curated record